AUGGCAAAGUGCUGGAGUACCAUGUCUUUAGUGGCUCUAGCAUUGCUAGGGUUCUUAAUUGGGACAGAGGUAGAAGCUCAGAUGGCAAAGGGCGCUACACCUCAGGCUCCUCAGGCUCCUCAAUAUCCUCAGGCUCCUCAAUAUCCUCAAGCGCCAAAGUUCCAACCUGCUCCUCCUCCUCAGGUUCCUCAGGCUCCUCAGGCUCCUCAAUAUCCUCAAGCGCCAAAGUUCCAACCGGCUCCUCAGGCUCCUCAGGCGCCAAAGUUCCAACCGGCUCCUCAGGCUCCUCAGGCUCCUCAAUAUCCUCAAGCACCAAAGUUCCAACCGGCUCCUCAGGCUCCUCAGGCGCCAAAGUUCCAACCGGCUCCUCAGGCUCCUCAGGCUCCUCAAUAUCCUCAAGCACCAAAGUUCCAACCGGCUCCUCAGGCUCCUCAGGCGCCAAAGUUCCAACCGGCUCCUCAAGCUCCUCAGGCUCCUCAAUAUCCUCAAGCGCCAAAGUUCCAACCUGCUCCUCAGGCUCCUCAGGCUCCUCAAUAUCCUCAAGCGCCAAAGUUCCAACCUGCUCCUCAGGCACCAAAGUACCCUCAAUAUGAUCAGUCCCCCCAGAAUCCACAGGUCCCUCAACCACAGCAACCGCAUCAUCCAGUGCCACAGACACCUUCUACUUACAAACCAAGUGGGGCAAAGCAACCAUCUGCCCAGAGUUGUGAAGUUGAAGGAAGUUUUAGAAUUCCAUGUGGAGCUCCUGACAUCUCAGCUGCUGGAUGUGAAUCCAUAAACUGCUGCUUCGAUGGCCGACAGUGCUACUUUGGAAAGGCAGUGACUGUCCAGUGUACCAAAGAUGCCCAGUUCAUUGUGGUAGUGGCCAAAGAUGCCACUCUGCCUAACAUUGAUCUUGAGACAAUCUCACUGAUGGAAACAGGUCAGGGCUGUUCACAUGUUGACUCUAAUUCUGGCUUCGGCAUCUAUCAAUUUCCCGUCACUGCCUGUGGCUCUGUUGUCACGGAGGAGCCUGGUGUCAUAAUCUAUGAGAACAGGAUGUCCUCCUCAUUUGAAGUUGGUGUAGGGCCUCUUGGAGCCAUUACCAGGGACAGCCAUUAUGAGUUGCUCUUCCAGUGUAGGUACACUGGCACAUCUGUUGAAACUGUGAUUGCUCAAGUAUUUCCAUUAGACAAUCCUCCUCUACCAGUUGCUGCUCUAGGACCAAUCAGAGUACACCUGAGGCUGGCUAAUGGACAAUGCAACACUAAGGGUUGUAAUGAAGCGGACGUGGCCUACAGCUCUUACUAUACAGACGCAGACUACCCUGUGACCAAAGUGCUGAGGGACCCUGUGUACGUGGAGGUUCAACUCCUUGAAAAGACUGAUCCCAACCUCGUCCUCACCCUUGGACGCUGUUGGACAACUACCAGCCCAAACCCUCACAGUCUGCCCCAGUGGGAUAUUCUGAUAGACGGGUGUCCAUACAGAGAUGAUCGCUACUUGUCAUCACUGGUUCCUGUGGGCCCCUCCUCUGGUUUGGACCUCCCAAGUCAUUACAGGCGAUUUGUUUUCAAAAUGUUUACCUUUGUGGACCCCAAUUCAAUGGAACCCAUGAGGGAACAGGUCUACAUUCACUGCAGUACAGCGGUUUGCUCUGCUGCAGGGGGCCGAUCAUGCGAACCAUCAUGCUUCAGAAACAAGAGAGAUGUCGACGCUGUGGCCCAGGAGACAGCUGAGCCAAAGGUUGUGGUUUCUGUUGGACCUGUGAUCAUUUCCGCUCCUAAGCAAUAAACGCUACAGCGUUGAGAACAAUAACAUGGAUGAAAGCAUUUCCUAAAAGAUUUGGAAUAAUAAAUAACAUUAUUCAAUUAUAUCUGGUGUUAAAUGAAUAAAACAUUUCAUAUUUAA
Messenger RNA from Notolabrus celidotus (New Zealand spotty), 1890 nucleotides. RefSeq names its product zona pellucida sperm-binding protein 4-like. The coding region runs from base 1 to 1773 and encodes 590 amino acids. The transcript has 8 exons. NCBI's taxonomy places the organism in Eukaryota, Metazoa, Chordata, Actinopteri, Labriformes, Labridae. The record is from RefSeq and is a predicted model, not a curated record. Gene Ontology annotation, biological process: binding of sperm to zona pellucida; prevention of polyspermy. Gene Ontology annotation, cellular component: egg coat. Gene Ontology annotation, molecular function: structural constituent of egg coat; acrosin binding.